This is a messenger RNA of Verruconis gallopava, 2524 nucleotides long. RefSeq lists its product as uncharacterized. Gene Ontology annotation, molecular function: NADH dehydrogenase activity. The transcript is spliced from 4 exons. The record is from RefSeq and is a predicted model, not a curated record. Bases 434 to 2203 code for a protein of 589 amino acids. NCBI's taxonomy places the organism in Eukaryota, Fungi, Ascomycota, Dothideomycetes, Venturiales, Sympoventuriaceae.
UUUUUGGGAAACUUUUUUUUUUUUCCUCUUGCUCUUGGGCCCAGACGGACGAGCAGACAGCGUGUCCUUCUGCGCAAGCGCCCCCCCGACUGCCUCAGCAGUGGUCGACAAGUGAGCGGGAUCAGACGCGAACCGCACGGAAAUCGGGUCGUUUGGCCAGCGGCAGGAAGGAGUCAGAGCCCGGGAAGCGCAGGAAAAGGUUGCGUGCGCGUGCAAGCUGCGUCGUCUCUUUGGACUGAUUUCGCUGCGUCAUUCCUUGAAAAAAAGCUCCAAGAUCUGGUCCCUGACCAAUCACGAGCCCGCGCGUUGCUAUCUUCCCUUCCUCAUCUUGCAGGCCGGGCACCUCAUCCCCCGACCGAACACCAUCAUCAUCGUCCAAACGUCCUCGUUUGGUCUCUUGACCUUUCAAUUGUCACAUCUCACUGCCAUUGAGAUGGCUUCCGCUGCGACAAUGCGGCCAUUGAGCCUCUCAUUGGCCCCUCGAGCCCUCCCAGCUCAGACACUCAGAACGUUCUCCUCACGAGUGUCAAACUCGUCAUCCGCGGCGUGGGCAUCGCGGCCGCGGGCAUUGCCGCGUCCAAGCUACAAUAACGUCGUUGCCAGACAAGCAGGGAGGAGAUGGCAGACGACCGAAGCGACGGCGCCUGCUCCCAAGCCGAAGCCCGGCAAGAUUCGCAGAUUCUUUCGCUGGACGUGGAGGUUGACAUACCUCAGCAUGAUCGGCGGUGCGGCCUACGCAAUCUACGGCCUCCACGAGCUGAGGAACCCCAAUGAACAGGAGCCCCCGGAUCCAUCCAAGAAGACGCUGGUUGUGCUUGGUACUGGCUGGGGCUCCGUCUCGCUGCUGAAAAAUCUUGACACCGAGAACUACAAUGUCAUCGUCAUUUCGCCGCGCAACUACUUCCUCUUCACGCCGCUUCUGCCCUCGUGCACAACCGGCACGAUCGAGCACCGCAGCAUCAUGGAGCCGAUCCGCUACUUCCUGAGGCACAAGAAGACUGCAGUCAAGUACUACGAGGCCGAGGCGACGAAGAUCGAUUACGAGAAGAAGAUCGUGUACAUCAACGACGAGAGCGAAAUCAAAGGCGACGUGAGCAGCACCGAGGUGCCGUUCGACAUGCUUGUUGUUGGUGUCGGCGCCGAGAACGCCACCUUUGGUAUUCCCGGUGUCCGUGAGCACGGUCUCUUCCUCAAGGAGGUGGGCGAUGCUCAGCUCAUCCGCAAACGCAUCAUGGACUGCUGCGAGACGGCUACCUUCAAGGACCAAUCCGAUGACGAGAUCAAGCGUCUGCUCCACAUGGUCGUAGUCGGCGGUGGUCCCACGGGCGUCGAGUUCGCAGGCGAGCUGCAGGACUUCUUCGCCGAGGACCUGCGCAAGUGGAUUCCCGAGAUCGCGGAGAACUUCCACGUCACGCUCGUCGAGGCUCUGCCAAACGUGCUGCCCAUGUUCUCCAAGCAGCUGAUUGACUACACGGAGCGGACCUUUGAUGAGGAGAAGAUCACCAUCCGCACCAAGACCAUGGUCAAGAAGGUCACGGACAAGUACAUCGAGGCGGAGUCCACUGGCCCCGACGGCAAGAAGCAGAUUGAGCGUAUUCCCUACGGUUUACUGGUCUGGGCUACGGGCAACGCUGUUCGCCCCGUCGUCAAGGACCUCAUGUCCCAGAUCCCCGCCCAGAAGGACUCGCGUCGAGGCCUUGCCGUGAACGAGUACCUUGUCGUCAAGGGCACGGAGAACAUUUGGGCCGUCGGAGACUGUGCCAUUGCCAACUAUGCACCGACUGCCCAGGUUGCCAGCCAAGAAGGCGCCUUCUUGGCCACGAUGUUCAACAACAUGGCCAAGACGCAAGCCAUUGAGGAUGAGCUGAAGCAGUGCAGCGAGGAGCAGGAGAAGGCGCCAACUAAGGAGGCCAGAGACGCCGUCUUCGAGAAGAUCAAGGAUCUUCAGAAGAGGCUGAGGAGGGUGAAGCAGAUGGGUCCCUUCGAGUACUCGCAUCAAGGCAGCUUGGCAUACAUCGGUAGCGAAAAGGCCGUGGCUGACAUCUCGUGGUGGCUCGGCAACAUUGCCAGCGGUGGCACUCUGACCUACGUAUUCUGGCGCAGCGCCUACGUUAGCAUGUGCUUCUCGUGGCGCAACAGGACGCUCGUCGUCCUCGACUGGAUCAAGUCCAAAGUGUUCGGCCGUGACGUGUCGCGAGAGUAAGCGAGCAUCACGCAGAGUUUCAGACUAUCGUGUAAGAGUAUGGGAACAGGUCCAGGCGAACAGAUGGGUAGUAAAAGAAGUGCAAGUUGAUGGCUAAAGCCUUGGACGGGUCAUGGGACGGCCGCACCAACAUUCAGAGCGUUCUGAAAUCUAGACGUCGCGUAAUAGACUGGGUGGUUUAGGAUGUGGUGUAUAUUUGAAAAAAAAUUCUUUUUCUUAAUUUAUCUUCUUCCUGCUUCUUUAGCCAGCCAGACCAGCUAGCUCUCUUACUCUUACCGUAGCAAGGCUCUGAAUAUACAUAAUACAGCCCUUUUUUUUUAG